AUGAAGGAAAAAUUGUGGCCAUCAAUUGCACGAAUGGCUCAUGCGAAUAAAAUUAGUACACAAAAUUUAAUUGAUGAUAUUCAUGAAAAAAUUUGCGAAGAGACUUGGGGUCAGCAAAAGAUAACAAUAUCAUUCUUAUGUCUUCUACUUCAAAAGUUUGUGCCAAUAUCAUCGUCAUGUAUUGAAACAUUCGUUGAGUUUCUUGUUCAUGAUAAUAUUGAAUUACGAAGAUACGCUACAAUAGGUAUUACAGCAUUUUGUCGUUUACAAAAACCAUCUCGACUCUAUGUCGAAAAAUCUCUUGAAGAAAUUCUUCAUAAUAUGGAUAAACCACUACCCGCUAUGAUGAAUGAUGAAUAUUGUCCGGGUGAUCGUGAUGAUAAUUUAUGGGUAACAAUCGAUGAUUAUAAACCACCUAAGACGCAGAUUGAAUGGGAACAAACAUGUUUUUUGGAUAAAUCGUUUCAUGGUUAUUAUACCUGGCCGAAGAUGAUCAAAUAUGCAGUGAAUAAACAAGAACGAUACACACUAAAUAAUAUACCGGAUAACGUGACUAUUUUAUAUGAUCGUUUUAUUGACAAGAAUUUUGUAGAACGAGUGAUACAAUUUAUGAUUCUGGACGAAGACGAAGACGGUAGCGAGAUAAAUUUUGAUAAAACUCAAUUUGUCAUGUUCAAAGUAAAUGAUAUUACAGCUAUCUAA
This is a messenger RNA of Rotaria sp. Silwood1, 702 nucleotides long. The record is from the annotation of a GenBank genome assembly. NCBI's taxonomy places the organism in Eukaryota, Metazoa, Rotifera, Eurotatoria, Philodinida, Philodinidae.